GGAUUUGUAUUCUGUAGGUGGAGCGGCAUAAAUUUUUGUGCCAGUCCGUGCAACGCUACGUCCGUUGGGGUGCUAUAAAUCAGGAAAGGCGGGCUGAUAAGCGGUGGUGAGUACUAACAGCAAAUCUUGUCCCUGGAAGAAUAAAACAUGGCGGCUGCGACUGCUGUCAAGUCGUUUUUCGAGCUCUCAGCAAAGGCGCUGUCUGGAGAGAUGGUGAGCUUCAGCCGGUACCAGGGGAAGGUGGUUCUGGUGGAGAACGUGGCGUCGCUCUGAGGCACGACGGUGCGGGAUUUCACCCAGUUGAACGAGCUGGCCGCCAUGUUUGGGGACAAGCUAGCUAUCCUGGGGUUUCCCUGCAACCAGUUCGGGCAUCAGGAAAAUGCCACCAAUGAGGAGAUCCUGAAUUCCCUAAAGUACGUCCGACCUGGGAACGGUUACGAGCCCAAGUUCGACAUGUUCUCGAAGGUCCAGGUCAACGGGUCCGACGCCCACCCUGUCUUCGCCUACCUACGAGAGAAGCUGCCCAUCCCUGCUGACUCCGAGAAUGCGUUCCUGAUCAUGAAUGAUCCGAAGUGCGUCAUCUGGAGUCCGGUCACGCGUACAGACAUCGCCUGGAAUUUCGAGAAGUUCCUGAUUGGUCCAGACGGGCAGCCAAUCAAGCGAUUCAGCCGCUACUUCCAGACCAUCGACAUCAAGAAUGAUAUAGAAGCGCUGCUGAAGUAGGCUGGCCAAUAGGAAGGCUCCUACCAGAUUUGCUUUGGAAGGCAGUUAUCUUGUUUAGCAACUUUGUACCUGGGCUUGAUUUGCAUAUCUAGAAUAUUGCAGAUUUACAUACAACAACUGUGUAAAACACAGCAAUCACUAUUUGUACUUGAGCAUUUGUACUUGAUUGAUUAUUGGCAACAAUUUUUGGCAGCCUAAACAUAGUUUGUCAGUUUCAUUUCAAAACUGCAGUAAGACAUAAAUCAUGUUUCACAUUUUACUGUGCAGUGAAGACCAAUUUACUUGCAGUAUGGUUCUUGCAGAGAAACUGAUUAGGUUUAAUUUAUACAUUGUAUAGAUUUUCAGGUUUUAUAAACAUAGCUCUAGACAUUCCAUAGAUUACAAGGGCCCAGUUGAACAUGGCCUAGUUGCCACUCUUGUUCCAUGAUUAUAUAGCAAAUGUACAAGCUCUGUAUAGGGAUUAUAAGGAGGUACAGCACACAUGAAGUGAUUUUUGUAUGCAUCAACAGGAAUAGUGUUUUGAGGUACAAGACAUUGAUACAAUGUUGCAAAACAAGUGGAACAUCUUUGCCAGCGUUGUAGCAGUGCCAACCCAUUACGCUCAUGAAGGUUCAGCCUUAAAGCGAAUGCUGGCUGAGCUGGAACCAUUUCUGUAACGGGUCGGAUUUACUCUACUGCACUGUCAAAGAUGGCUACCCUCCAUUGUCAUUAUAAACUAUAUUCUGUACUUGUGUGUUCAUUUAUGGUUGGUUUUGGUAUAGGAAAGAGUAGUGCUAUCUGUUUGUGACCACAUUUACUUAUCUCUGAAGCUAAACUCUAGGAAAAACACAGCACUUUUCCAAUGACUGGAAAUUGAAAUAGUGUAACUUAAGACAAUCCUAACAAAAAAAGCAAUAAUGUGAAGUUCAGAAACGUCAAGAGUACUUUUUGAUAUUACUCUUAAAACUCUUUUAUCACCCAGGAUUAUGGAGAAGUGGAGCUGAUCCAUAGAUACAAUCUUUUUGUGAUUUUCAGAGAAGAAGAGUUAAACUUGUACUAACAGAACUUCACCUUCCAAUAUUAAAGCCUUUUUGUCACUACAACAUAUUUUUCAGACAGAAUAAAUGACACAAGUCACUUUG
Molecule: messenger RNA, 1844 nt
Organism: Branchiostoma floridae (Florida lancelet)
Lineage: Eukaryota; Metazoa; Chordata; Leptocardii; Amphioxiformes; Branchiostomatidae
Product: glutathione peroxidase 2-like
Exons: 3
Biological process (GO): response to oxidative stress
Molecular function (GO): glutathione peroxidase activity
Source: RefSeq, a predicted model, not a curated record